Messenger RNA from Miscanthus lutarioriparius, 1089 nucleotides. The record is from the annotation of a GenBank genome assembly. Lineage: Eukaryota; Viridiplantae; Streptophyta; Magnoliopsida; Poales; Poaceae.
AUGACCUCCCGCACCGCCGCGGAGGCCGCCCUCCUCCUUCCGCUCCACCUCCUCUCUGCCGCCCUCCGCCCGCGCUUCUCCUGUACCUCCGCCGCCCCGCUCAGAUGGGCGCGCUCCGCGGCGGCGCUGCUCGCCGUCGCUUCGCUCGUCACCGCCAUAUGCGCUAUGCCCGAUGCGGGCGCCAACGUUGAAGCCGACGCCGAUGCCGACGCCGACGCCGACGCCGACGCCUUGCGGUUGGAGAUUGAAGCGCUCAGGCAAAAGGUCGCGCGGCUGGAAUCUUUACUAGAGUCAAAUGUGAAGACACUGGACAGUAAGGCUAGUAUCUUGGAGGAGGACAACAAACUCAAUGAAGCAAUGGAACGUGAAAUCCAGCUUUUAAUGAAUGAACCAGACAGUACAAAGAACUCCCAAAGCAAAUCAUAUUCUGCUGGCAACAUUAAAUCUAUGGAAGAUGAGGUGCGACAGCUUCAGCACGAGGUCAGUAAGAUAAACAUGAAUUCUUACACCGCUGAAUCAUUAGCACGUGAUACUGAGAAAAGGGUGGAAGCUCUGAACUUGGAGGUCAAAAAGAUAGAGGAUAUGACUGCGGAACAAUGGAUCCAAAUUCGACAACUUGAACAAGCAUUUGUGUUAACUAAGAUGAUGACGUCAAAAGUUUUCGAGAGAAGUAGUCCAUCAGAUACAGUUUAUAAGUGGCCUGGAAAAGAAAUAAUUGUUAAGUAUGUCAGGAAUAUGAAGCUUGAUGGUAUUUAUCUUAGAGUGGCAUCAUAUGCGAGGUCCUGCUUUUCACAUACAUAUGAACAGUCUAGAAGUUUUGUACAAGCAAUAAGCAGAUGCUACCAUGAGACUUCUCGGUUCCGCAAAGCAAUUCGUCGCCAGUAUAUAUCUGAUAUUAACAAGCCUGAUGUCUUCUUUUUGGGUGGUACCGUUUCAAAAUCAAGCAUUUCUCUUCCAUAUAACCAAUUCAAGAUUUUCAUCUCAUCAGCACAGAAGUUUCAUCAUAAGGCCCAAGUUUUUAUCCGUGAUGUGAUGGAAUCCAACAAAUAUAGCAGUGGUUUGUCAAACGAGCCAGUUACAUUUAUCUUG